Molecule: messenger RNA, 7692 nt
Organism: Ooceraea biroi (clonal raider ant)
Lineage: Eukaryota; Metazoa; Arthropoda; Insecta; Hymenoptera; Formicidae
Biological process (GO): mitophagy by internal vacuole formation; mitochondrial protein catabolic process
Cellular component (GO): mitochondrial outer membrane
Source: RefSeq, a predicted model, not a curated record
AUUUUUUUCUCAGUGUGAUAUAACUAAAGUUAUAUUUUUACUUAAAACAGUAUCAUUAAAAUAGCAUUGAUGUUCUAAUACUUGAUAUUUAAAAAUAGGAAUUUAUAUACAAAUACUUGAUAUAAUUUGAAUGUUUAAUAUGAGCGAUUACAAGACAAAUGAUUAUUUUAUUCGAGUCUAUGGCUGUUAAGUAAUUUUGUAAACACUACUUGUACAUUAUAUCAUCAGUUAAUGAAAUGGGAAUAUAUUAAUAUGACAAUAAUGAAAUAUAGCAUUUCUCAUAAAGAACUAAAUAUUCAGCGUGUUACAAUCCAGAAGAGCAAAAUUGGAAAUGCAAAUGGCAAAAAUUCGAGAAAACAAAACAAGCCGUCAAAAUUGGAAUUUAGAUUACAGAAGUUGCAACGCGCAGAGUUGAAAACAAGAUAUAUUGAAUUUCGAGGGAUGCUGGAUUGUGGAAUGGCAAUGUGUGUAACAUAACUAGGAUGGUUUUAUCAAAUUCAGCGUGCGAAUCCCACUUUGUGAUGGAAACCUAAUCGACUUUUCCCAGUCAGACGGGUUGUAUUCAUUUGUGUUUUGAUUGAAUACACUACUCGAAACUAUAUUUAUUUAAAAAAUCAACUGCCCAGCUAAUAUUAACUAAAAAAAUUAUGCUUGCUAGGAUAAAUCCAAAACAUUUUCGAUAUUAUAUGACGAGAUUAAUUCUCAUGAUCGUAAAAUGUUCCUCGGUGAUGAAUUGGCAAAUGAAAACAGCUUCCAACCUGUGCCGCAAUUUGCAAGAAUUAUUUAAAAAGUAAUAUCUGAUAUUCAAAUGUAAACAAAGCGGCGAUAGAUUAGCAUGAAAAAAAGGAGGAAAAAAAAGAUAAUUGACAAUGCAUUUAAAUACAACAUAAGUUACGCUAGCAUGCAUAUAUAUAUUUCGUGAUAUAUCCCCUUUUUAUUUGAAAAUCAAACAAUGCGGGGAAAAUAACGGAUUGAUGUUUGGUGAUAUGCCAAUCCUCAUAGCUCUGCAUUCAUUGAAUAUCCGAGGUAGAGUGUUUCGUUAACUUGUAUGUGUGUUGCGAUCACAGUGUUACGUGAUUUACGCGGAGAGAGAAUAUUAUAUAUCCGUUGUUUUCAUUCGGGAAAUAUUCGUUGUUUACAAAACAUCUAUGUUCGUAUUGUAAUGCAUGCAUUUGCAUUCUAUAACGAGUGCGCGCGAAAUCUUUUAUAAACCACGGGAGAACAACGUUAACGAAUAAUCAAGAGUAAGUGAAUGUGAUAGUAAUCAGAUGUAAGUCCAAUAUUGGUAUAACGAAUUAAAUUCAAAUCAAAUAUCCUCCAACUGUGCAUUUUUCAAUCCAAUACUGCAACAGGAUCGAUCUCAUCAAUACACAUCGACUUCAGUAUACGUUUAGCUAAUCCCGCGUCCCGAUUAUUCCGAAAUUGGAAAUGACAAGCGGCAAGGAGAAGACAAACGCGCGGCUAAACUGCGGUUAAGCGUCCCAGAGAAAACUGCUCGUUAACCGUUCGCAUUGUGCGGGAAACCUAGGUGCUUCCUCACGUCGUCGGCACAUCCUCUCGUUAGAAAGCACCCGCGGUGGUCCGUCACCGAUGAUUUAGUGGAAAGAGUUCGCGGUUCGUGCUGCACGAUGUGAAUCGGCAUAUCACCUUUCUCCGGUAAACUCUCUAUCGUUUCCGAGCGAUCGGAAGCGAGGUAGAAGAGCCGCGCGGCUAAAUAUCGGCCUGCGUCGCGCACAAUCACUCGCGCACGAAAGCAGAAUGGGAGGAAGUGCCUCCUGGUUUUCUACCGGGUGUGCACGUUUGUACACGUCUGGCUCCCCUCGCAGGCAGGUUGUGCCGGAUAGAGGUAUGCAGGACAGUAGGUCACUGUCAGCACCAUCGGCAGCCGUAGACCCAUCAGCCUCCUACCCCUUUCCGUCGUCUCUUUCUUUUCUUUCUCCAGCUUCCUGUGCCCGCCUCCGUCCCCGCCCUCGCCACUCCGUACCGCCAAUCGAGCAGAUCACGCAUCUUUGUCUUUCUGUUCUUCUUCAGCGUGUGUGAAUGCAAGUUUCUCAAAGCUCGUUACGUCGGCGCUUUCUGACAGCGAAUCAAUGGUAAUAUUCAAUAUUCCUUCCCCUGUUUCUUCCCUUGCACAAGCGGAUAACAUUUUCAUGGCGUUAACGAGGAUGGAAGGUCUUCGCGCGCGAAAAGGAACGCAGAAGAUCCGUCAUCGUGUCGACUUGUUUGUGUUAGAUUCACAUUCGAAAUCAUUUUCAUCCCGUCCUCCUUUCUCGUUGCUUCCGGUUUCUUUGACAGCUGUACCGACCAACUGUUAUCGCUUUGUGCGUUCACCGCACAUAGAUGCGUCCUCCACCACCGGUAACGGGCGAAUGACUCCUGCUCAUCCACCAAUUUGCGUCUGCCUCUUCCGUAUGUUCCUUCACUCUUCCCGGCGCUUUCUCUCUCGCUCGUGCACUCAUUCACGAACUCCAUUCGUCGUCUCUCUCUUCCGUUUGGUCUCGCUCAGAGUUUUUCUCUUUCUUCCUCUUUCCUUCUUUCACUCCUUCGACCGUCUCUCCCCUCGUCCUCCUCCCCGUCUUGUUCCCCGUUUCUCUUCAUCCCAUGUGCCCAUGAUCUCGUGAGAGUGUUGGCUCUCGCGAGGGAUCCUCCACUCUUCUUCUCAGCCACCACCAAGCUCCGAACCGGGAUCUUUGCGUAUUCCCGAAGACGGACGGUAGUUUCGUUACUCGCAUUCGCGGCCGACAUGUCGGAUCAUCCGAAAUUCGCCAGCAAAAAAACGCAAUACCGCCGCACGCCCGGCGAAUACCCGUCUUAAGUAAGUGUGAAUGAGCUCGCGAUAUCGUGAACGUGUGCACGCCGCGAAAUAGUCGAAUCGCUUCAUCCGAGGUCAUUUUAAAGUCGAGAAGGGUCUAUUCUCAGUGGACUGAUCCUCGAAGGAGCCGUUUGUUUUCAGAAGUUUGUUCGGAGUGUGGAUAUCUCGGAUUUAAGGAUCGACAAGUGCUCCAGUUGUCGUCCAACUUGAUUCGUGCAGAAGUGUGCCGGUCGGCCCCGAGGCUGUAGGCCAGUCCGUGUUUCGUACUCGAGGACCAGGAAGGAAAUUCGUGUGAAGAAAGGACGUAGAAAGAAAGAGAGAGAGAGAGAAAGAGAAAGGCGAACGAGAGGCGAGUGAGAGAGCAGAGAAUGAAUUUUGCUAGAGAGAAGAAAAGAAAGCCGAAAGAUCGCUAAUCGAACCCGGUCGUCUUAUAGUCGAGAACGAAGAUUGGAAGAUCGCGUUAUAGAAAUCGAUUAACGUAUACCAGAGAGAGAAAGAUAAUUGUGUGACGAUAAUCAGAGACAAUAUAUCGAUGUCAAGCAGAGAUUCAACAAGUGAAGGACGGGAUUGAACUACUCGAUGGACACAAAAGCGCCUGCGAAUCAAGAAUGAAACUACUGGCUGUUUCUGAGCAGAGAAUUGCGAAGAGGAGACCGCGUGGGAGAGAAUAGUGGUUAGAAAAUUAGACGCCGGCUUGCCUCGAGGUGGCUUACGUUUCUACCGGGGACCAGACGUGCGGAAAAUCGUGAGGGAGAGAAAGGAAGGGGCUAAAACCUCGCCAAGGACAAAGCGAAGUCAAAGCGAAGAAAAACGAAGGGUCGAGCGAAAGUAAUCAGCACGCGUCACUCGAAUGGAUACGACUAUAAGAGUCAAUUUUUAAGCAUUGCUCCAAGAGGACGCUUAAUGUGAACAUUUACUACGUACUACAAAGUUAAAAGAGAAGAAGAAAGAAAUUAUUCCAAUUUAAAAAUCAAGAAAUGAAAUAUAAUUUCCACGCGUCGGAUGGAAACAUUACUGAUGAAAAUUUCCGGAACUGUGUGAAGAUUGAAAAAGCUAAUUAAACUGUGUGUUAAUUAAUUCGACGCCAGAAUGCGAGUCAAGAAAUAACAUUGACAUAGGAGUAAAGAUUGAUUCAAACUAAUUUAAAUGAGCAUUGAAGGAGAAAUUACAAGUGUUUAUUUAAGAGAAACUGACUAUGCAGUUGAAGAACCUGUUUUCGCAAAUGUAGCAAACAAAUAUUCUUAGAAAUCACUUUCUCAAUGAAAAUAUCUGAAAACACCGUUGGAGAUUUUGACCCAAUCUAUCCAGGGAAGUCUAUUGGAACAUUCGAAAUUGAUUUGUCCGAUAGAAGCCUGGAUUGUCGAGGCAGCUAGAGGGGCGCACGUAGGUAAAUUGAGAGAGACGACGUAUUCAUCAGUGCGAAAGACCCAUCCCCCCCGAGCAUGUUGUAAAAAGUAUCAAUUUGCGAAGGAAUACGAGAGGUUGUCAGGGAGCAGCCAGAUUUCACAGACACACGCGUGGCUCUGACGGGUCAAAGAUCGCAUCGAGGGCAGAGAGGAAGAGAGAGAAAGAGAGAAAGGAUCGUGAAAGUUUCGAAGUGGAAGUCAAAAGAAAAGCCUAUUCAAGAGGUGGUCGCCUUGAAUGGCGCGUUCCCGAAGUCGGGGAAGAUCGUAAAGGUGAUUCUCGAGUGGCGGUUUUAACCCCUGUCCUACGAGGGGAAUAAAUAAAUACGGGUUUCGCGUCUAUCGGAGGAAGGAUAAGCGUUAGGAAAAUACGGCGAAGCGGACGAAGAUGAGCAGACAAAGUGUACCACCCCCAAGCAUCAAUUCGUGCGAGAGGAUCAGACCGGAGCGACCUAGAAACACGAUACAGAGGCUCGUGUGGGGUCCUGGUUCACAGUUCCAGGUUGGUCAUAUCGGCAUCCCAGAGGAUGAAGGCUCGAAUCCGCGAAUGGCGUUGAGACGGCUGCUGAGGUUAUAUGAAGGCAGACAGUACAGGGAGGCGGCUGGUUUUCUGAUGAAACUGCCGCAUUACACCUUGAAGGCUGCCUUGCCAGAUAUACCGGUGGAUUUGUUGAUCGAGACGUUACCGCACAGCCUUGCCUUGCUGGAAGCACUCUACUCCCGACUGGUAGAGCUGAACAUCAGCGAUACGAAGAUCCUGCGAAUCGAGCAAGUCCUCUGGAGAAUAGUGCAUUUAAUAUCGACUAGUCAGGAUCAUUUCCGACCGCGGAUCUGGUGCAAACUUCUCGUGUCCUUGAACAGACUAUCGCCCAGUACCAAGAGCACGCUGAUAUCGAGAAGACGCGCCCUAGAGAGAGCCGUAGAAGGACUUGGCAAGCAUGGAUUAGUAUCUUCCUCGCAGACGAGCAGCUCCGAGAAUUCCGUAACGUCAAACCUGGUACCAUUACCGGUGGCCCUGAAAGAGGAACUCGAGAUCCGAACGGAGACGUACAAAUUAGCGUUACACAAGAUCGAAAACUUGAGCAAGCACACUGGAACCCAUAAAGUGGAUCAAGGUGUGCAGGCGGCCUCGCAUCAGCGACAGCUUUCCCUGAAAUACAGCGAGAUCCAACAACGGCUGAUCGAUAAUCAGAGUCUACUGAAUACCUUGGAGAAAGCGGGUGGACCAUGUACCUUGGAGAAUCUGCUGGCGGAGCUGAAGCGCCGAGUCGAGCAGGACAAGGAGGCACUCCGACAAUGGACAGCCUUGAGAAAAUGGACUUCUGGACCGUCGAAUACGAAGAAUCCGGCCCUAGCCGCCAGAUUGCUACAGUUUGCCCGUGGCUGCGCGCUCGCCCUACAAUUCAUGAACGAGGAUAAUUCGCAGGUAUCUCACCUGGAUGAGAAUCUCGGUGACGAUUAUGAGGAGGAGUCGAGCAGCGCCGGCUACCACACGGACGAGAGCUGCAGCCCAACCCCAGAACCGGUGGUAACUGGUGGCAAUUGUGAUGUGGGAGAGAAUUGUGCGAAUCUAACUUUGGCGAACAUCACGGUGGAGAGGCUCACCGAGAGAUACGCUGCUCUCUACUCUCAGGCCAAUCUGCACACUUUGGAUGCUCUAGACGCGUUGGAAUCACUCAAAGACGCACCCGACUUAAAAGCGAAAAUUCUCUACUCGGUGGUAGUGCUCUCAUGGCGUUUAGCCGGCAUGGUCCAGACAUCUAGGCGCCUGCAGACCUUGAAGAUCUUGAACGGUGCAGCCGCGGCGCAGACGACAGCGUCGACGCCGGAGCUUGAGGAAUGCAUCAAACGGCAACUGGCUACUUCCGGCGCGCAGACCGGUUCUCGUGAGGUCGCCGAGCAGGUGGUCAGCCAGUUGGAAAGGACAUUGUACGACUUUCCGUGUCUGCGUGGCUGCGCCGAGGUCAAGAGUUACGCCACCGCGUGCUCCACUUUGGCUUGGGCGUGUCUGGCGCGUACUACACCGCUGGUGCUCGAUGUAGCGCAGGGCUUGGAGUUUCGCCGAGAGAUCCACGUGAGGCAUCAUGCAUCGCCGAAUCCGCACGGGACCAGGAUCAGGUCAGUCCUGUGGCCGGGACUUCGAGAGGGCUGCCAGGGUCCUUGCCUCCACAGGGCUGUUGUACUAACAUACUGAAACGGGUUUUCUGCAAAAUUUCAAAACUUAUGCAAAACCGCAAUGUGGAAAUAUUAUAUAUGUAUAUAAGACUUGCCGAGAGAAGCAUAUGAAAUUCAACGAGUUAAUUAAAAUCUUUAUGAACGGUCACGGGGCAACGCAACAAAACAGCACAAUGGUUUUCUAACGGUUCAUGCGUAAUUAAUACUUAUAAAAUUAAUUAAGAUACUUCUGUAUAGUAAUACAAGAAAUAUAAUAUAAUCACGAGAAAAUUUCGUCUGGAGACAUGAUUAAUUUUAUUAUUGAAUUAUCUCGCUUAUUUUAUAAUUGCAUGUAAUCAUAAACUAUGACACAUUACAUAUAUAAUUUAUAUUUAACUUAUAAAAUAAAUAUUUCGUCUAUAGAGUUUAAAAAAUAUAAUAAUUUCACUAUGAAGAGGAGAAAGUGAGAGAUUUACAAGCUCGAAUCUGUAAAUUAAAUGCACGAUGGAUGACAAUCCUGUAUGAGAUGCUGCACCGCAACGUACUCCAAUUUCGUUCGUGGUUAUGAUAUCCAUUCUGCGCCACGUUGACACUUGACACCACAACCGGAUCUUAAAUUUCAGGAACAUAUCUCGCGCAUGUCGCUCGUGGUUCCAGUGAUCGAGAAUCAAGAAUUCAGGAUAGUAUGAUACAUGUUACAGUAUUGCAUGUUCUCGCAUUCUUGUUUAGGCGGACUGACAUUUCAUUUUAUAUCAUUUUAUAAUUUUAAAAACAGCUAAAAGAAAACACAAUUUGUCACAUGGAUAUUUAAGUUGUUAUUAUCUACUCUUAAAUAUAUUGUUUUUCAAGAUAUGUCCGACAAUUGUUAUAUUUAUAAAAAUAUAUAUUUAUUGACUUAAUUUCAGCUUCUUAAAAAAAAAUUACUUAAUUUAGCUAUUAUUUGUAAAUUCUCGAAACUCUAAUUGAUUGUACAAACUUUAUGCAUUAUAAUUAAGAUAUAGAUAUAGAAGGUAAACUAUAAUAAUAUAGAAGAUAAAAGGAUAGUUAAAUAUCUUUAUGAUGCUCAGAAAUAUUAAUAUAUUAUUUAUAUGUAAGCUAAAUAAAUUAAUAUUCGACAUAUAGGUAUAGUUUUGUAUUAAACACUAAUACUAACAGUUAUUAAAUAUAAUAUAAGCGAUAUUUUAUUAAUAAAUAUAUUUUAUUUUAUAGUUAUAUUAUGACACAAAAAGAUGCUGUAUAUUAUUUUAGUCGUACAACGCUGUUAUGUUAAAAGUAUGUACAUUAAUAAUAAAAUUUUGAAUAAAAUGUCAUUUAUAUGAAAAA